AUGGUAGAGAAAUGUAAAAAUGUCAUUACUUCAACUACUCAAGUUCAGUUUUCAAAACUUGGAAGAGUUUAUUGCAGUCAGGAACUGCUACCUUUGAAUGAAACUGACGCAAGACAGCUACUGAAAAACGUGACUGAGGAGAUUGAUCUAGGAGACUAUGAGAGUGCAAUGAUAACGCUUAGUGAAGGAUUGCCACUACUGAUCCUCAUGAUCGGAUCAGAGUUAACAGAAGACGCAGGGAUGAUAACUCCGAAAAAUAUGGUUGAUCUUUUACUCACUUGUAGACUCAAGGCAUUGAGUAGAGAAUUUUAUCCAGAGGAAGAUAGAGUCGGAGAUGUCUAUAGGAAGUUUCUUGAUCGACUUGACGAAGUGUAUAAGAAUCAUCUCACAGUUUUAGAUUACAUCCCGGGAACAUUCAGUGCUAAACAGGCACAACUUAUACUUGAUAUAAAUACAGUAGAGAUGACCAUGGAGGAAACUUUACUGCCUGCACGCAGACGUAAUAUUCUUCAUUAUGACCUACAAACAAAACGAUUUGGAAUUCAAGGAAUUCUACGCGAAUGUAUAAAGUCAUUCUACAUCAUUAAAAAUUUACCAGAAGUAAGACGAAGAUACAUACAAAUCUUUUCUGCUGUAAUGAUCAAUAUCUCCAAGCGUCUAAAUACAUCUGAUUAUACAAACGCUAUGGCGGAAUAUUUUAUUGAACAACCGAACUUACAGAAGCUGCUGAUUGAAGUAGAGAACACUGCUGAGGACAAUUAUAAGUUCUUCAUAGAAAUGGUGAUCAACUGUACCAAAAUAAUUGAACAAUUUAUGUCUGGAAAUGGUCAAGUAUUUUAUGAGCACUGUUUACAGGCUGCGGAAAGGUAUGGCAAGGACGAGGAUAAGGCAGCGAUCAACAUUGCUGUUGGAAGUUUAUACACAAAUAUUACGGGAAAUUUACUCGGCGGAAAAUCACACUACAAAGCGGCAUUGGACAUUCUAGAACAUCGAGGUGAAAGAUCAUUACUCCUUGCAACAACUUAUCAAAGGAUAGGUUGGAACACACACCUUCAAGGAAAAAACACUAAUGCUAUAAGAUAUUUCAAGAAAUCAUUGGCAAUAACUAUGAUAUCGGGGGAAAAGUUCAAAGUAAUUGCUGUACAAUCAUUAAACAGUAUGGGUGUAUCUUAUACGUUUUUAGGGAAAUUCAAAAAAGCAGAAAAGUACCACUUUCAAUCAUUGAAGCGGUGCCGAAUGUUCCUUGGUGAGAGUCAUCCAGGAAUAGCUGCUUGUUAUAACAACAUUGGGGAAAUGUAUGAUUUAAAAGGUGACACUGAAAAGGCAAUGGAAUACUAUAAAAGAGGACUUGAUAUGAAACUACAAUGCAAUGCUCCUGUUCUAUCGACGGUUCUCUCCUUGUGCAGCACAGCUAAAAUGAUGAUCUCUUUAAGUCAAUUCAAAGAGGCUCAUUCACUUCUAGAUGAUGGGAAUGAAAAGUUGAAGAAAGAAAAGCUCCCCCCGAAAGAAGCCGAAGCGUGCAUAUGCCACACUAAAGGUUUGGUCUAUAAAGAAGAAGGUCGUUAUAAGGACGCAAAGGAAAUGUUCCGGAAAGCAGUAGAUAUUAGACAGAACAUUGCACCAAAUAAUAUCCAGUAUAUUGAGAGUUUAUCGCAUUUGGCAGACAUAUAUAAGAUACAAGGCUAUUUACCAAGUAGUUUGAAAUAUUGUGAAAAGGUUUUACAACUUAAGGAACAAGUAAUAACUUCAACGCCCCACACGUUGGUUAUUGCCGAUACUUUCGAUCGAAUGGCUGACAUGUACAAGAAACAAGAUAAUACGCAUAGAUACGUUGACACCCUAGAGGAAUUAGAAUCAGAACUUCUUCGUUUAGAGCGUGUUUUCCUUUCUCAUCAAAAUGACAGAGAUUUGUAUAAAAUACGGAAUAGACUUAGAGAUUUAGAUGCCUGUUUUAAAGUGGUUCAUUGUGGCAUAUAUACAAGGGAAUAA
Molecule: messenger RNA, 1989 nt
Organism: Ruditapes philippinarum (Manila clam)
Lineage: Eukaryota; Metazoa; Mollusca; Bivalvia; Venerida; Veneridae
Exons: 8
Coding region: 1-1989 (662 amino acids)
Molecular function (GO): protein binding
Source: RefSeq, a predicted model, not a curated record